Molecule: messenger RNA, 4320 nt
Organism: Alternaria alternata
Lineage: Eukaryota; Fungi; Ascomycota; Dothideomycetes; Pleosporales; Pleosporaceae
Product: dsRNA-specific nuclease dicer
Exons: 6
Coding region: 246-4181 (1311 amino acids)
Biological process (GO): siRNA processing
Cellular component (GO): RISC complex; nucleus; cytoplasm
Molecular function (GO): ATP binding; RNA binding; ribonuclease III activity
Source: RefSeq, a predicted model, not a curated record
CCAUGGACGACACGAUACAAGAUUCAGUCGACGAAUUACGGGUGCGCUCGUACCAGGCUGAGAUGCUCAAGCGUAGCUUGGAAGGGAACGUCAUCGUUGAAUACAGAUGGAUACUGGCAGUGGAAAAACAGCUAUGUGAGCCAGUUUGUGGGAAGUGAGAAGCUUGCUGAUUUCCGCCACACAGAGCUGUACUUCGUAUCCGAGAGGAGCUAAACUGCUGCCCAGCAGAAAAGCUGGUAUGGUUUAUGGCUCCGACUGUAGCCUUAUGCACGCAGCAGCAUGCUUACUUGCGCUCCUAUCUACCAGCAGUCAGAACGAAGCUCUUGACUGGCGCAGACAACGUAGACCGCUGGAGUGAACAAAGUACCUGGGACUCCGUGCUAGAAGGUGUUCGCAUCGUCGUCUCAACCCACGCCGUACUAGAGGAUGCGUUGAGCCACGGCUUCAUAGCCAUGCGUCGCUUGGCACUCCUCGUCUUCGAUGAAGCUCAUUCAUGUGUCGGCGGGCACGCUGGAAACAGGAUUAUGAGAAAUCUCUACUAUCCGACUAAAGCAAGAUCGGGCGUUGUACCGCAUAUCCUGGGUCUCUCUGCUAGUCCAAUCCUCAGAUCGAACCUGAAGGGACUAAGCAACAUCGAAGCCAAUCUUGACGCGACAUGCGUCACUCCACGACUACACCGACAGGACCUGCUCAAAUUUGUUCAUCAUCCAAAAGUACAGAGACUUGAAUUUCCCCCGUGCAAAACUUCGGAAGAGUCUAUCACGGGUCAUGUGUUUUCGAAACUUCGCAGACUAAGUGAGAGGUUGUCCCUUGAACAAAGAACAUCAAGCGCUCCGUCAGUCCCGCACCGGAGUUCGACUAGAGCUGGCAGAUCGACUUCGCAAGGAUCGUUCACGGACUUCUCUGAUCAGAUUAGGAAGUUUUACAACAAGGCGACACAUGUCUACAAAGAGCUCGGGCCUUCCGCAGCAGCCUACUAUAUCCUUCGCACAACUGAAAGGAUAAGAAACAAAGCUGAACUUUUGGAGGCGUCAGCAUUCUAUAUCAAAGAAGAAGACAAAAUGGUAUAUCAACUGCAGCAUGUAUUCAAUCGAGAAGAGCUCACCCAAGCGCCUGACGUUCUGUCCCUCCGGAGUCAGUUGUCUCCCAAGGUCGAACGAUUAAUAGCCUUCUUAGAACGUCAGGAGCCGGAACAAUGCUCGGGACUGAUCUUCGUCCAACAGCGGGCUAUAGUCGGUGUACUCUACACUAUUCUGGCUAAUCAUCCGCGGACAAUGACGAGGUUCAAGUGUGCCACUUUUGUUGGCUUGUCAAACAGUUCGCACGGCAAACUCGCCUUAUGUGAGCUGCUCGAUAAGGAAGCACAGAAAGACACUAUGCUUGAAUUCCGCACUGGGAAGAAAAACAUCGUCAUCGCCACGGACGCGCUCGAAGAAGGGAUCGAUGUGGCCGCAUGCAAUCUAGUGGUAUGCUUCGAUGCGCCUUCGAACCUCAAGUCAUAUAUUCAGCGCCGCGGCCGCGCCAGGAUGUAUGCCUCUCAGUACGUCAUUAUGGUCCCCACAGACAGUAUUCAGACGAAGCUCGAUAGCUGGCCAGAGCUCGAGAACGCUUUAGCCAAGAUGUACCAAGACGAUGAUCGAGCGAGAACAAGGAUUGCGUUACUGGAGAACGAACAAGAGUCAGUGGACGACUCGCUUUGCGUUGGAGCUACAGGAGCCUACUUGACAGCUGAGAAAGCCAUGUCACAUCUUCAUCACUUUUGCGACGUUAUGCCUCGGCAGAGAUAUGCCGAAACGCGCCCAGUGUUCUCUUUCAGGGAAAAGGACAGCGGGCUGAUUACCUGCACUGUGACACUUCCCAAUUGCGUCAAAUCUUCACUUCGAUCUACUCGUGGGCGACGAGGAUGGCGAACCGAGCGAGCAGCGAUGAGAGAUGCGGCCUUCCAGUGUUACGUCGCUCUGUUCGAAGCCGGACUUUUGAAUGGCCACCUUCUCCCGUUGACACACGAGUGGAAAGACCAUGAUGCGAACACAGAGCAACUCUUGAAAAAGGCAUUGCGGAGCAAGCAGAUAAAGCCGUUUACUCAGAUGGCGCGGGCAUGGGCGACUCCCGACUUGCAUCAGACCACGAUAACAGUCAGUUGCAAUCGAACGCAUGAGAAGCUGUCAAUGAGGCUCACGACUCCGACAAGAUUAUCCUAUAUUCCAGAUGUCUUGUUAUACUGGGAUUCAGAGACUAUCUUCCAAGCCAGCUUCGGGAACCAAUCUCGGAAGUCAGUUGCAAGCAUUGACAUGCUAGAACAGCUAAGGGCUGUCACCCAGCUCCUAGAUAAGUCGACACGUUCCGAUCAGAGCGUUAGUCACAAGACAGACUUUGUGCUCCUCCUCGGUCCAGACAUCGAAGAGAAUCAGUUGAUGGAUUGGUUCAAGGCAUACGAAGGACGUGUAGACAUGCUCGACGCCCUAACGAGUAGUAGUGAGGAUAUCCAGGGACUUGUCCGAUCUACCAAGCUGAACGGAAAACCAUUGGUCUUCUUUUGCAUGACCAGCGAACCGCAACAAAAGCUCGAUCUGGAAGUAGUGUGCGUCCCCCUCAUCAAGCGUCGGAACUUCGAAGCGCCGAAUGCGCUCACGAACCAUUUUGCUGCUGCUCCGGCUGUCGAUCUACGAAGACCAUCGGCAGCCGUGCAAAUUCGGGCUCGCGAAUGUACAGUCGAUCUUCUGGACCAUAGAUUCGCGAUAUUCAACUUGUUUGUUCCAUCUCUCUGGCGGCACAUUGAGGCCUCUACCGUAGCCCACCAACUGCAGGAAACGAUCCUGCUCAAUGUUUCGUUUUGCAGUCUAUCGCACAUUGUGACAGCAAUCUCUGCGCCGUCUGCUGGGAGGGCAACCAACUAUCAGCGCUUCGAGUUCUUUGGAGACGCGCUACUAAAAUUCCAAACUUCUGUCCAGCUAUUCACAGAUCACGGCAACUGGCCGGAAGGGUACCUUUCUCAGCGGAAAGACAGCCUUGUAUCGAACGCCAGACUCGCCAGAGCUGCUAUAGCAAAGGGAUUAGGCUCGUUCAUCUUGACAGACCCGCUGCGGCGUAAAUGGUCAGUUCCACGCAUCUCCGAUGCAGACCAAGAGGCGGAGGAGCGAACACUCGGAAUCAAAGCCUUGGCCGAUGUCGUUGAAGCUCUUAUCGGAGCUGCAUACAUUGACUCAGGCUUCAAAGCGGCGAGAGCGUGCACCAACGUCUUCCUUCCUGAGAUCAGCGCCGUUGUACCUCAGUUUCCAGAGCGAAUAUCGGUGAAGUCCAACAGUCCGAGAGACCCCGAAGCUGAGACCCUGAUUGGCUACCGCUUUCAAGAUGAGUUGUUGCUGCUGGAAGCAUUGACGCAUCCUUCCUGUGGCAUCGAUGCUAAGACAGAGUCUUAUCAGAGGCUUGAGUUCCUGGGAGAUGCAGUCUUGGAUGUGCUCAUCUCCACUUUCCUCUCGCGUUGCCUACCUGAGUUGUCCCAAGGACAGAUGACUCGCAUCAAAGCAGCUCUUGGGAACAAGAAUAUACUCGGUUAUCUUUGUCUUCAUUUCAGCAUGGACAGAGAUCUAGUCCGCAUCGAAACGGGCCCAGAUCACCGCCCGCACGAGGUACGAUACUGCGAGAAAGUGCCACUAUGGCAGUUCAUGCGUCACCACUCUCCAGAAGUAGUGCAGGCUCACAAGAACGCUGGCCACACUUUUGAACAAUGUGGUGCUGAGAUACAGAAGAUCCUCAGCGAGGGUGCGACAUAUCCGUGGAAACUGUUGGCUCGCUUAGGCCUUGACAAGUUUUACUCCGACCUGGUGGAAAGCGUCUUUGGUGCGGUAUUCAAUGAUUCGCAGGGCGAUCUUUCAGAAUGCGAGAAGUUGUUCGAGCGCAUCGGUCUGAAAUACUACGCUGCACGUAUGGCGGAAGGCUCUUUGGACGUUGUGCAUCCGAGAGAUGAACUACAAGGCCUGAUUGGCUCUUCUAAGCUUGAGAUUGAUGUUCAACCGGUAUUUUCGGGCGAAGAUCGUGCAAUCUUCGUGUGCAGCGUCAGAGUCGAAGGGACCGUGAUUGCUGAAGCCCAAGGAUGCAUUACCGAGGAUGAGGCUUGUGUGGGUGGUAUACAAGCAGCCGUCGCAUUUCUUCGUUCGCAACAGGAGGGUAGAGGACGUUAAGCGUGAUAUAGUAGACAAAGAGGUCUCCUGGUUGUAAGCGUAUAGAGUCUGCUACAUCUACCCUUAAAAUCUUCACUGCUUAUGCACUGCAGUGACCUUUUUAUAUAGAACUAGCUAGGACAAUGCAUUCAGCAAAAAC